AUGGUCAAGCCUUCCACCAUCAUCCCAGCCUCCUGCCUCGUCGCUUCCAUCACCUGGGAGAUACAGGAGAAGGUACGAACCGCCACUGUGGACCAGCCAGCUCCCAGUUCCUGUCCCCCUGACCGCCUGUUUGUCCCGUCACACCUCCGUUCAGACGUGCUCCAGUGGGGCCAUGCUUCCCGGCUCACCUGCCAUCCCGGCAUCCAGAGGACCCGGGACUUCCUGCGACGGCGCUUCUGGUGGCCAUCACUGGAAUGUCCGGGGCUUUGUCAACGCCUGUCCUGUAACCAGAAUAAGACCUCUCACCGCCCACAUGCCGGCUUCCUGCACCCCUUGCCCAUCCCCCAUCGUCCCUGGUCGCAUAUCUCUCUGGACUUUGUAACUGGUUGGCCUGCAUCCAAGGGCCACACCGUCGUCCUCACCCUUUCUCAGCAGAAAUGCAUCAUGAUCUUUGCUUUGGUCUGCUGCUUCGCCGUCCUGGUGGCACUCAUCUUCUCAGCCGUGGACAUCUGGGGUGAAGACGAGGACGGCAUCACAGAGGAAAACUGCAGCAGGACCUGCAGGGUCGUCCUGGUGGAAAACAUCCCGGAGGACGUGUCCUUCCCCCCCAGCGGCCCUACCUACCUGCCCCUCACGGCGGGGCUCCAUGACCUGCUGGACCGCGCCAUGCGCUCGCUGGAAAUCGUCUCCCCCGUCUGGCUGCUCAACUCCUCAGACUACGAGGCCAGCUCCCAGCGGGCGUCCCUGCAGGGCAGGGCUCUGCUGACCAGGCUACAGGGACUGAAGGCCAGGGGUGUCCAGCUGAAGAUCUCCAGCGAGGACACAGACUCAACUGAACUCAGCAUGCUGGCCAGACUUGGUGCUGAUAUCCACUAUUUGAACACCACAGCUCUGAUCAGAGGUCAGCUCCAUGCCUCCUUCUGGGUGGUGGACAGGAAGCACCUGUACUUCGGCAGCGCUACAAUGAACUGGAGAUCCCUGGCUACGAGGAAGGAGCUGGGAGUGUUGGUGUACGACUGCAGCUGUCUGGCUCUGGACCUGCACAAGGUGUUCAGCCUGUACUGGGGCCUCCAGUACAAAGACUUCAUCCCCUCCUUCUGGUCAAAGCGGGUGUUUGCGCUCUACAACCGGGACUCUCCUCUGGAGCUGACCCUGAACAGCACUAAAGCUCAGGCCUACAUCUCGACCUCCCCCAGCCUGCUGAUCCCCAGGGACCGCAGCAGCGACCUGGAGGCCAUCAGCCGGGUCAUACAGGAGGCACACAGCUUCCUCUACAUCUCCAUCACUGACUACCUGCCCCUGCUGAAGAGCGGAGCCCACAGGUACUGGUCUCGCAUCGACGGUCUGAUCCGCGACGCCCUGAUCCUGCGGCGGGUGCGGGUCCACAUGCUGGUCAGCUGCUGGGAGCACACCAACCCUCUAACCUUCAACUUCAUCUGGUCCCUCCGUAGCCUCUGCAUGGAGCAGAGCAACUGCUCCUUGGAGGCCAGGUUCUUCAGCCCGAGGGAACAGAGGGACGGCAGUUUGCAACGAAUCAACCACAACAGGUUCAUGGUGACAGAUUCAGCAGUGUAUUUAGGUAACCUGGACUGGGUGGGGAACGAGUUCACCUUCAACGCAGGGGCCGGCCUGGUGAUCAUCCAGCAGGAGGGGGUGGACCAGAGGAACUCCACGGUGGUGGAGCAGCUAAGAGAUGCCUUCGAGAGGGACUGGUCCUCCCGCUACACGCACUCCCUGCAGCCCGACCUGCUGCCCGUCUGCAACCGGCACAAGGCCAGCCGGCUUGUGCCGCUCAAAGGAGCCCGACCUCCCCACAGCUCUACUGUCCCGCUGGCAGGAAGUCCACCACGCCACCUCCCAGCACCCAUCCAAACCCCUUCCUGCAACAGUGAAUUUCACCAUAGCAACAAGCAGGAACCUAGCAGAGGGAGCAGGGGCCCCCCGGACAACGGGCCGGCGUCCACCACAGCUGGCCCCAUGGAGGAGGGCAGAGCCACGCUGACGCAACCGGAGGACAGACAGGUGUACGUCAAAGUCAGUCACUCUGACAGUCCAAUGGGAUCUCUGCUGCCUAGCCAGCCAAUAGAAAGCAGUGGAGGCAGAGAGCUACAGAGCGGGCCCCUGUGGCCCCCUGGUACUGAUGUCUAAUGAUGCUGGGAGCCCUGCAGUCGGCACGAUGGUAGGAUGACCCUGGGACACCAUGUCAGGAUUUAUUAGUACAGAAUAACACAGACCUCAACGCUCUUCACCACAACGAGCUCAUAUGAUGAGAGCUUCCUUGAUGAGAUGGGAACUUUCUGCUAUACCAAUUCCUUAAUCAUUGUUUUGUGUGUCCUUUGUGAGCAAUCACCUGCUAUGCUUUAGCUCAUUUAGCUAAUCACAAAACAACGAGUGUCUCUUGAAUUUGGGCCGUGCACUUCCCUUCAGACAGUGAUUGAUUGACCGCUGGGUCGCCAAGAUACCCUGGAGAACAAUGACCAACAUGCAGAAAUCUCAAGAAACUAGAAGUGAAAUCUUAGGACAUCCCAAUGGGCUCAAAUGACAAAAACCUUUGUCUGAAUCUAGUAGCUAAACCCACUCUGUAUUCAAAGAGUACGAUCACUGACUUACAAUGUAUCCGAACAUGAAACACCUAGUAAGUAAAAGUAAGUAAAAUGUAUUUAUAAAAGCACAUUUAUAACAGUCUGCACUGACCAAAGUGCUGUACAUAGUGCAUUCAGAAGGCAAAAUAACAACAUUAGAAUACAAUAAAAAUAAAAGACAUGAAACCGGACAUCCACACACAACAAAGGCAGUUGUGCAGAGGACAGAUAGUUAAUGGGGAGGGAAGGCAAGGUUAUACAGAUUGGUUUUGAGCCUUGAUUUAAAAAGCAUAAAUGGAGGGGGCAUCACGUAUGUCGGGUGGCAGUUGGGAACGCGGAGCAGCUACAGCGAAGGCCCGGCCACCUUUUUGUUUCAGUCUGGAGCGGGGGAUGUGUAGAAGUCCCUUAUUAGAGGAUCUUAGGGACCUAGUGGCUGAGUGGGGGUGUAAAAGGUCUGAUAUAUAAGAUGGGGCCUGACCAUUGAUGGCUUUGAACAGCAUAAGAACAGUCUUAAACCUGAUAGUAAUGGACAGAUAACUGUUGGUCCAAUGCAUUGGCAGAGUGCAUCCAUCUCCAGGCCAGCAGUCAGAGCAGAGUGACAUUAAGGCUGUGCCAUUAGAUGGCUCUAUGGCGUACUGGUCCCUGCUAGAACUGGUCUGCUGUUGACCGGACUUUGGACAGGAGGGCCGUCAUGGAAAACUUUCACCGCUCAAACAAUUUCCCUAACCUCAUGUGAGAGCCAGUGACACACACUGGUUCAACCCAUGGAUGGUAUGUUACGUGCUACACACAUUAAUAAUGAGAUGCAGUAUUUAUUUUGUAAAGUUAUCUAUACAAAAAUGCCAACUAAAAAAAAAAUCUUUUUUUCAGAAUGGGAACUAUUCAUUUGUAAGGAUUCUUAAGGAAUUAUAUGUUUUUGUAUUCAUGUCUGCGAAGCUAACCCUAAUCGAUCAGAGUGACUAUUGCCUCCGGGUGAAUUUAUGAUUCUGAUUUACUAUUAAACUUACUAAUAAAUAAUGACAGCGCAGAGAGAAAGAAUACAGAGCAUCUGCUAUUAUCAAUAGACAGGCUUUGAUGCAAAGCCGAUUAUUUCGAGGACAAAGUGGUCUGGACUAUAUGUUUCAAUAUGGAAAAGCAUGGAAAUAUUGUCUAGAAUGUUGUAUAUCAGGGUUAUAAGACCAAUAACUAUAAUUGUACCCAAACGCUUUAGCUAGCACCAAGGCUUUUGAAUAAAGGAGUUUCUAUAAACAUAAAUAGUCUGGUGAUGUAAACACAUUCAAGUGAUAACAUCAUUCGAUUAUGCUUUUUUAUGUGAUCAAAUAAUUUAAAAGAUAUAUAAAGUAAUGUUUUUUCAAUGGGCAACUUAACAGCGGUUUCCAUGCCAUUUGCACACUUUUUUGUAUGGUUGCUUUACAUCAACACAAAUUGAUGAUGGGCCACUUCUGUCACCUAGCGGUAAAUGCAGGAACAUGCCUUCCAUCAGAAGUGGGAGUGUAAGGAUGAACACAGGUGUGUCUCUUGAUGUUAAUCAUGGCCACUGGCAUACAGACCCUUCAUUGACUUAAUGAGCUCCUGUGAUGAAGGCCUACUGCCGGCAGUAUGGACCACUUCUGCUCACACUAUAGUUCAAUCAAAUGGAAUUCAAGACACGAGAUACCGGACACAAUAUGCUUACCUUAAUUUUCUGCAAACGAUUGCAUGAGGCUAAAAUGCUUAGUUGGCAAAGGAGUGCAAUUAACCUAAAAAAACGAACAUGAUCAUAGUCCAGAUUCUCUUAAAACAUCCAAGUGACCCCAUUGCUUUCGCAGUGAUGUAACCCUACAAAGAGGACACAAGGGUGCCUCCCCAUUCUGAACUGACUUCAUUCUAAUGAACUGUAUAUGUUAAACAUGCUCACUUUAAUGUCCACCAUGUACCCAGGGGUUCAUUAACAGAAUGAUCUCUGGCCUACCCUGAUCUAGCAUGAGAAGGUGCUUCACACAGACUCUGUGAUCAUGUUCUUCAAAUAUAUGCUACUCUAUGUUUAUGACUGAUUCUGUCUGGCAUGAAUGAAUCACUGAAAAUAGUAGAUGCUUUUUAUAAUAUGCAGGCACCAGCUUUCCGGACUCACAGGACCGGAGACAACACUUUGACAAAUGUAUGGAUUUGUCGUUUACUGAAUAAGCACAACCCACAAUGUCAAGACACAAACAUGAGACUAAAGAAACCAUGUGCAUGACGGGGAAAUGGGGUAAUAAUAGAACAAAAGCCGGAGCCCAGCUAUAGCCACAUAACUUGGCAUAAUAAUAAUAAUAAUAAUUCAUUAUAUUUAUAUAGCGCUUUUCAAUGACCCAAAGACGCUUACAGAAGGAGGGGACCUAACUCACCACCACCAGUGUGUAGCACCCACUUGGGUGAUGCACGGCAGCCAAUCUGCGCCAGAACGCUCACCACACACCAGCUUGAGGUGGAGAGUGAGGGAAUUGAUGAGUCAGCCAAUUGUACAGGAGGAUUAUUAGGGGGCCAGAUUGAAUGAGCCUGGUUGUGCCAGGACACCGGGGAAACCCCUACUCUUUGCGAUAAGUGUCCUGGGAUCUUUUAUGACCACAGUGAGGCAUGCUUGCUUCUUGCAUGUCCUGCCUUCCAUCCAUGAAGAAAUGUUAGCCUUGUGAGUAUAUAAUAGCUUAUAUUUCAAUGAAAUCAAAGGAAUGCAUCUUAAUUGUAUAAACUUGUAUGCACCCUAUUUAUUACUCAAUCUGUAGAUUUUAAUAAAGCCAGA
This is a messenger RNA of Gadus chalcogrammus (walleye pollock), 5340 nucleotides long. RefSeq names its product inactive phospholipase D5-like. Bases 1 to 2148 code for a protein of 715 amino acids. The record is from RefSeq and is a predicted model, not a curated record. The transcript is spliced from 10 exons. NCBI's taxonomy places the organism in Eukaryota, Metazoa, Chordata, Actinopteri, Gadiformes, Gadidae. Gene Ontology annotation, molecular function: catalytic activity.